CAGCAGCAAUGAAAAGACUUAAAUGCACUUUGAAUGUACUUGGAUUCUUCAGAUCGACGGUAUCAGACUAACACUGUCAUAAAUCCACUUUCCUGGAAAUGCAAAUUGCAGACAUUUUAGAAGCAGCUUCUGUAUAUACUUUUGCAGCCUUAUCAAGGAUUUUUUUUUGAAAGCGAAAUUGUGAUAAGGUGUUCAAAACGUUAUUGGUUUCAAAUAGCAGCUGGAAUUUACCGGAAUGACACCUGAUCAUUUCAUACAAUAGCUGAUUGUACAUUUCCCCUUUUAGGACAAUCUCGAAGGGGGUUUCUUCAAUGCAUUCUUCCAUUCGGGAAGCUGCACGGAUUUCUCUUGGAAGACAUUCAGGAUAUGACCUAUCUGGCACACACUGCUCAUCUACAACUUGCGAGCUUAGCAUCUGGUACUAUUGGGUGGAUCUUGUCUUUGAUAUUAACUGGCAUUGUACAAUGGAGAGAAUGGGAUGUGGCCAACACCACAGUGAUCACUUCUGGUGUUGCCUGGGUGGGUAUCUGGAGAGUUUGUUUCUUCAGUGACAUCUUAGUAUCCUCAGAAUCACGAGUCAUGUAUUGCCAAAGAAUUGGUGUUCUGGAUUCCUUUGUACCGCCUGAGAUUUUUGCUGCCCAAGGUCUUACGAUUGUUGCAGUAAUCUUUGUAGGCAUGGGGAAAAUGACCACAAUUUUUGCCUUAAGGAAAGUAUACUUUGGCACAGAAGUGGAGCAAUGGAGCCAGGUUUAUGCAUUAUUUCUAAUAGGAGGAAUUUUAUAUUUAAUUUCUAGUGUCUGCAUUCUAGUACCAGUGGUCUGGAACUUGCAUUCUGUAAUGACCAACCAAAGCAUUGCUUUCCCUCAGGAGUUUUAUAUGCCUAGCGCUCCUCAGACUCAACAGGUUGGAACUGCCUUACCUCUUGGCAUUAUAUCAUGUUUUCUCUUAUUAAUCACAGGAAUAUUCCUUGUCAGAUACAGACUACCUUCUACAUCUCAUGCCAAGGUACAUCCAGAAAGCAGGGACCACGAUGAACAUGAUGCAGGUGUCAGUGGCACAUUAUCAAGGGAAACCUUUUCUUCCAUGUCUUCAGUUUUAUUCAGUUCUGUGGAUCAAACCUCCAACAGUCACCUUGGAAUAGACAAUGAAGCAUAUGAAUUUGAUGAUAAGCUAUAGACUUCCUGAGGAUUAGUCUUGUUAGUGAAUGAAAGGAAAGUUUUAAUAUAAAUGGAAUUAUAGCUCUCAUCAUAAUAAGGGUAAAUGCUACAAAUGACAUCCAUAACUGUUUCUUUUUACAGAUAAUUUCCUGUUUUGUUUUUAUUUGCUAUAAGGCAGGCAAAUGUAUUAUUGCUUAUUAAUUUUUCUUUUUUUUUGAAAAAUUUUGCUGGCAGCCUCUAGGCUUUAGAUAUUGAAUCCUGCAGUGACCCAUGCUAAUGUCCAUUUCAUUCCCUCAAAAGCCAAAAGUCAGAACCAAAAGUCAGAAUCAGUACAAUUACACCGCAAAACUGUGUGCUUUAUAGCUUAACUUGUUCUCAUUUGACCUGUCCAAGAACCAUUGAGAUGCACUGUCCCAAAUACAGGCCACCUGCUCAUCUUUUUGCAUAAACCACCACCAGAUGGAAUGAUGUAUGCUAUUUCCUGUUACAGAAAAGCCAUUGCGACCAGACUCGGAACCCCACCUGUUUAUAUUAAGGGGUUCUCCAGCAUGAUGUAAUUCCCUGUAGUGAGGAAGGUAAGAUAUCAAAGUACAGUUUAUUAUUUCACUUCUCUCUUCCCAUCAGCCAUCCAGCAAGCAGCUAAUACAAAAGAAUGAGGUCAUCUGUGAGAUGGCACAUGACCUGCUAUAUGCAUUCGGAGUGGCACUAAUUAGUACUUUAUUUGUAAUUUUGCAUUUUUUCAAAAGACACAGUUUUGUUGAGACCAAAUACCAGUCCAGUUUUUUUCAUUUUCACAAAUUGUCACUCAGUUGCCGAAACUGUAAAUCUACAUUCCUGUAUGGGUGCAUUUUCUUUCUAGAAUACCUGGACAAACUUUUGACACUGAAGUGUAAACACAAAUUGUAUUAUUACUGUUGCUACUCUUGCCUUGAGUUCUUACAAUAAAACAUUCUGCAAAACAGAGGUAUUUUUUGAACCCUGUGCCUGCUGACAUUCAGAACUCUCUCCAGUCAGAUACAGAGCAUUCAUUCGCCUACCCACAACUUUCAUCCAGGGUUAGGGUAAGAGCUGCCCAGAGGGGACCAAUAUGCAGUCAGCCAUGUGGAUGCUUAGUGUCCUUGCCAUCACCCCAGCUAUAAGAAUACCUGUUUUGGCCUAACCCCACCUGGGGGGGGGGGGGUGAUAAGAAAUUGAGUGCAUGCUCCCUCACAACCACAAUGAAGACUGCCAUCUGCUGAUAGCUUAAUGAUCAUACUGCCUAGCCCCAAGCCAAGAUUAAGCAUCCCUGCCCCUCUGCCAUGGGAGUCAAUGCUGUACUUGACCCCCGGGCCAUACGUCUCAACCUCUUACUGGAAGAACUAUGGGCAAAGCCU
This is a messenger RNA of Protopterus annectens (West African lungfish), 2530 nucleotides long. It is a transcript of the gene CLDN34, whose product is annotated as claudin 34. The transcript has a single exon. Gene Ontology annotation, biological process: bicellular tight junction assembly; cell adhesion. The coding region runs from base 367 to 1176 and encodes 269 amino acids. Gene Ontology annotation, cellular component: bicellular tight junction; plasma membrane. Gene Ontology annotation, molecular function: structural molecule activity. The record is from RefSeq and is a predicted model, not a curated record. Lineage: Eukaryota; Metazoa; Chordata; Ceratodontiformes; Protopteridae.